GGAGGAGGAGCUUUUCCGAACUCGUCUCUUUACGUCGGUGAUUUAGAGGCAUCAAUAGACGAGAGAAAAUUGUAUGAUCUGUUUAAUCGAGUGGCUCCUGUGGUGUCGAUUAGGGUUUGUAGAGAUCAAAUUGACAACUCCUCGCUUGGCUAUGGUUAUGUUAACUUUAACACUCAAAUAGAUGCAAGUCUUGCGAGAGACGCUUUAAAUUUCAAGGUUGUGAAUGGAAAGCCUAUUAGAAUCAUGUUUUCUCAAAGAGAUCCUACUCUAAGAAAAAAUGGAUUUGCAAAUUUGUAUAUCAAAAACUUGGAUUCGUCGAUAGAUACUAAGGCACUUCAUGAAACUUUCUCUACAUUUGGAAAUAUACUUUCUUGCAAAGUAGAACUUGACUCCGAUGGAAGAUCCAAAGGAUAUGGAUUUGUUCAAUUUGAUAAAGAGGAAUCUGCAGAAAAUGCAAUUAAAAGAUUGAAUGGCAUGCUGAUAAAUGAUAAGCAAGUGUAUGUUGGAAAGUUUAUUCGUCGCCAGGAAAGGAAUAAGGAGAAAGGAUUACCCAAAUUUACUAAUGUUUAUGUAAAGAAUUUUUCUGAAAAGACAACUGAUGAGGAACUUAAGAAAAUGUUUGAGAGGUUUGGCCCAAUCACUAGUGCAAUUGUUAUGAAAGAUGCCAAUGGAAAAUCCAGAUCGUUCGGAUUUGUGAAUUAUGAAAACAAUAACGAUGCAGCAGCUGCAGUUGAGUACUUCAAUGGGACUUCCUUAGACGACAAGACAUUAUAUGUUGGAAGGGCCGAGAAAAAAGCUGAGAGGAGAGCAAAGUUGAAAGCUAAAUUCGAACAGGAGAGGAUUAGUAGAUUUGAGAAAUUGAAAGGUGCAAAUUUGUAUUUAAAAAAUCUUGAUGAGAGUGUAACCGACGAAAAGUUGAAGGUGCUUUUUUCAGAGUUUGGAACCAUUACAUCAUGCAAGAUUAUGUGUGAUGCUAAUGGAGUAAGCAAAGGUGCUGGUUUUGUGGCAUUCUCUAAUUCCGAAGAAGCUACAAAAGCCCUGAAUUUAAUGAAUGGGAGGAUGAUAGCAGGAAAACCUUUAUACGUAGCUGUAGCUCAGCGCAAAGAAGAAAGAAAGGCUUGGCUUCAGGCACAUUUUGCUCGAUUGCGAACCUCCGGGACAAUAUCACCAUUGCCGGGAAUUCCUGCGCACCAAACGGGUUCGCUUCAGUUUAGACAUCAACCACUUUACAUAGGACAGGUUAAUCCUGCAUUUGGAUUCCAUCAACAGCAACUAUUAGCCGGAUUGCCGCCUACUAUGUCGUCAAAUUUUGUACCAUUCCAUCUUCAACGACAAAAUCAACCCGUAGGACAACAACGCUCCGGCCCAAGAAGAUGCGGCAAUUCUCAACAACAGCAACAUCUGCACAACUCGAAUCAAGGUUCCAAUCGACAUACAACAAAUCAAUGCAAUGGAGUUAAUCAUUCAUUACCUGCCCAGACUCUAAUGGGAUCAGUCGUGCCUAUGCGUCUCAAUGCAUCGGCUGCCAUGGAAAUUCCGAUCCCGGUGCCUAUAUCGAGAUCUACACUUGCUUCGGCUUUGGCCUCGGCUUCUCCUGAGAACCAGUGCAUGAUGCUCGGCGAACACCUCUACCCGCUCGUCGAACGCCUCAAGCCCAAUCAUGCGAGGAAAGUAACUGGCAUGUUGUUGGAGAUGGACCAAACUGAAGUGCUUCACCUCAUUGAAUCUCCUGAUGCUUUGAAGAAGAAAGUUGCGGAUGCUAUGGAAGUGCUUCGAUUGGCAGCAACAGUACCAAACACGGGGAAUCAGUCUUUGCUGUAA
This is a messenger RNA of Andrographis paniculata, 1821 nucleotides long. RefSeq names its product polyadenylate-binding protein 5-like. NCBI's taxonomy places the organism in Eukaryota, Viridiplantae, Streptophyta, Magnoliopsida, Lamiales, Acanthaceae. Gene Ontology annotation, molecular function: poly(A) binding; mRNA 3'-UTR binding; poly(U) RNA binding. The transcript has 7 exons. Gene Ontology annotation, cellular component: cytosol; nucleus; ribonucleoprotein complex. Bases 244 to 1821 code for a protein of 525 amino acids. The record is from RefSeq and is a predicted model, not a curated record.